AUGUUCGACCUUCCCUACCACUGCAAGGCUAUCCUUGCCGCCAAGUCGGAGACUGGCAAGACAUUCGACGACAUUGCUAAAAGUAUCGGCAAGCCUGAAGUCUGGACAACCGCCCUGUUUUACGGCCAGGCUACUACCAACGAGGAGACGGCCAACGCCAUCCUCAAUGUUCUAGGUGGACAGGGACUGUUUGACCAGCUGUCCGAUCAUAGAACAGCCAUUGGGGACGAGCAGAUCAUAUAUGAAAAGGUUCUGAAAGGCCUUUCCGGAAAGGGCGAAGAAAACUAUGGAGUACCGGGGCUCAUCCUGCGAGGUGCUACAAUCGACCUCCCUCCCAAGGACCCUGUGCUCUACAGGCUGUAUGAGGCUUUGAUUGUCUACGGUUUCUCGUACAAGGCCUUGAUCCAAGAGAAGUUCGGCGACGGCAUCAUGUCUGCUAUCGACUUCCGUACCUCGUUGGAGCGCAAAAAGGAUCCCAAGGGCGACCGCGUUGUCAUUACAUUGGACGGAAAGUUCCUUCCAUACUCGGACCCCUCUGCUUGGGAGGGCGCUCACUAG
This is a messenger RNA of Cryptococcus wingfieldii CBS 7118, 558 nucleotides long. RefSeq names its product cyanate hydratase. Gene Ontology annotation, molecular function: DNA binding; cyanate hydratase activity. The transcript has 5 exons. The record is from RefSeq and is a predicted model, not a curated record. NCBI's taxonomy places the organism in Eukaryota, Fungi, Basidiomycota, Tremellomycetes, Tremellales, Cryptococcaceae. The coding region runs from base 1 to 558 and encodes 185 amino acids.